This is a messenger RNA of Cyclocybe aegerita, 777 nucleotides long. NCBI's taxonomy places the organism in Eukaryota, Fungi, Basidiomycota, Agaricomycetes, Agaricales, Hemipholiotaceae. The record is from the annotation of a GenBank genome assembly.
AUGGCCCAUAGUACACUGUUCGCUCGUCUCCUCCUGCUCUUACUUUCCACCACAACCUCACUACCUGCAUCCGCGUCAAAGAAUCCCAAACGUGGCAUUGCUUUCGCUGAUCCAAGCAACCCCGUCGAUAUCAAGAAAGCCAACACGAGUAGCAGCGUAAUAUCCUGGCAGUACAACUGGGCCUCGUCACCCCCCGACUAUCUAGCGAAGUCCGGAAUCCCCUACAUACCCAUGCAAUGGGGUACCAGUGGUAUCGAGGACUUUGCGAACAACGUCAAGAAACAAGGCGGAUUCAACGAACCAGACCUCUCGAGUCAAUCGAACAUAAAUGCAAACUACGCCGCUAAGCUCUGGAAGCAAUACAUCCACCCUCUUGCAGCAUCGGGCAUCCGUCUAGGCGCUCCUGCAGUUACCAGUGGUCCAGGGGGUCGCGUUUGGCUCACGGCUUUUUUGAACGCUUGUUCUGGUUGCAAGAUCGACUUUAUCCCGCUUCACUGGUAUGGAACCGGAACCACAAACUUCUACAACUAUCUCUCGCAGAUGCAUACCGACUUCCCUAAUUAUCCCUUGUGGGUGACCGAGUAUGCCUCGACGUCUUCCAACCCGUCUGAAGUGAAAGAUUUUCUCACCGCCACUACAAAGUACAUGGAUUCUCUGAACUAUGUGGAGCGAUACUCCUGGUUUGCUUACGAACGGCCACAAAGCGGGUCCUACUGGAACCUUCUCGACUCGCAGGGCAAUCUCGGCGACCUCGGCCAGCUAUAUGUGAAUGCUUGA